This is a messenger RNA of Hemisphaericaspora subhashii, 789 nucleotides long. It is a transcript of the gene SOL3, whose product is annotated as 6-phosphogluconolactonase. Gene Ontology annotation, biological process: carbohydrate metabolic process; pentose-phosphate shunt. Gene Ontology annotation, molecular function: 6-phosphogluconolactonase activity. NCBI's taxonomy places the organism in Eukaryota, Fungi, Ascomycota, Pichiomycetes, Serinales, Debaryomycetaceae. The transcript has a single exon. The record is from RefSeq and is a predicted model, not a curated record. The coding region runs from base 1 to 789 and encodes 262 amino acids.
AUGCCAGCCAAAGUAUAUGCCUAUCCUGAAUCUAUAGAUGUUGCCAAUGCAGUUGGUAAAUAUAUCAUUGAACAUCAAAAUCAAGCAAUUGCAGCCAAUGGAUCUUUCAAGAUUGCGUUAUCUGGUGGAUCAUUGGGUAAAGUAUUAAAGAAAGCAUUAAUAGAUAAUAAAGAAGUUGCUUCAAGCGUUAAAUGGGAGCAAUGGGAUGUUUAUUUCAGUGAUGAAAGAUUGGUGCCGUUAAAUCAUGCUGAUUCUAAUUUUGGUUUAUUUAAUGAAUUAGUAUUGAACCAUUUACCAAGUGAAGUUGGAAAGCCAAGAUUAAAUGUUAUUGAUGAAUCUUUAUUAACUGGUAAAGAUGGACAAUUGGAUGAAAAUGUUGAUAUCUCCAAGGAUAUUCAAAUAGCUAAAGAUUAUGCAUCUAAAUUACCAACUGAUGGUAAAUUUGAUGUUAUCUUAUUAGGAUGUGGUCCAGAUGGUCAUACUUGUUCAUUAUUCGCGGGCCAUAAAUUAUUACAAGAAAGAUCUGAAUUAAUUGCGUAUAUUAAUGAUUCUCCAAAACUCCCACCAAGAAGAAUUACAUUUACUUUCCCAGUAUUAGAAAACGCAACUUCUAUUGCAUUUGUUGCUGAAGGUGCUGGAAAAGCUAUAACUUUAAAGGAAAUCUUUAAUGAUAAAAAGAGUCAAUUACCAUCUAAAUUGGUUAAUGAAAUUGAUACUGGGGUUCAAGUCAACUGGUUUGUUGACAAUGCAGCAGUUGAAGGGGUUGAUUAUCUUACUGCUAAGUAUUAG